CAGAGCUUCCUCACUGUGGCAUGGCCUAGAGCUGGAGAUAGCCCACACACACAGAGGCCAAGUUAACAGGACACUGACUACAGCACAAGUAUACCUCAGACUGAGUCCUCUCUUGGCCCAGGUUUGGCCAGUCCUCCCUCUCUCUGAGUAGAGGCAGUGGUGGUGGAGCACAGCUGAUGUUGAGGAGAGAGGCAGUGGAGGUGGAACACAGCUGAUGUUGAGGAGAGAGGCAGCAUGUGUGAAGGCUGUUCUCUAACGGACUAUCUUCAGCUUUACGGAGAGGCCAGGUCAAGCACCCCUGAGCCUUGGAUCUUUCCUCAUCUUAACCAGCAGUAUAACAGCCCGAUGGGACUAACUGCUCCUACUCCUCUACGCCUCUGAGAUCCUCUGUGUUCUCCUCCACUUUUUUCACAGCCUGUGGCAGUAUUUGCUUUCCACAGAGAUGGACAGCUGCUCAGUCUAGACUUAGAAUCAUUGUUGGAUCUGUGGAUUGACUGUGAAGCCACAAACUCAACUGACCUUAUCAAGAUUAAGGUCCUUGUAUUGGAGACAGGCCCGGAACUGACACCAUAGAGACCUAGAGAUGUGAUGACCAGAGAAGUCGUCAAAACAGAAGAACUCGUAAUAUUGUUGGUGGAUGGUGUCAACCAAACAGAGGUCAAAAUGGAACCAAUUAGAAAAGACAUGGAGCUGCUAAGUAACAGCAUGGCGAGCUAUGCUCACAUCAAAGCCAACCCAGAGAGCUUGGCUUUGUACUUCAUGAUGGGUGUGUGUUUUGGCCUGCUCCUGGCCCUGUGCCUCCUGGUCACUGGCAUCGCCUGUAGCACACGUCGUGGUCGCACCAAGAACAAGAACACUCCCCACUCCCUAGAGAGGAUACAACUGAAGUCUAGUGAAGAAGAUGAGGAACAGGAGAAAGUGGAUGUGGAAGAAGGGGAGGAGGUUGAGAUCCCUAAAUUAACUACGGUGCCUAUGAGCAACCUCAGCAGCCAAUCAAAUGGUACUUUGAGGAGCGUGAACGUGUUUGCGUCGGCAGAUGAGCUGGAGAGGGCGAGGCAACUGGAGGAGAGGGAGCGCAUCAUCAGAGAAAUCUGGAGAAACGGGCAGCCUGAUAUAAUGGCCACUGGGACAGGGACCAUCGGACGGGUACACUACCUCUAAAGGACCUAAAGUGACUCAAUGACCUACUAACAUUUUAUUAACCCUGAACUUUAUCUACUUCAGACAGAGACUGUAGUGGACUUUACUGGGCAGGCACAGAUUCACCUUCAUCUUUUCAUUCAAUGUGUAUUUUCAAAGUUUUUCAUUAAUGUAUGACUAUGGCAAAUGUGUUGCACAAUACAAUGUACGCUUUUAUGUUUAUACUUCAAUGAGUAUCCAUAUACAUUUUUUAUUUUGGUAAUAAAAAGUAGAAUUUCAUGACCACUGGACAUUCACACAUUGAUUUACAAUGCAGACAGCUAGGAGAAACCACCAAUAUCACUGUCUUAUGUUAACAUUUGCUUAUUGACUUACAUGGUUGUUAGGCUGCUCCACAAGGGUUGGAGCCCCAAGCUCCAACCCUCCAUGUUAAUCUUAGCCGGCUACAAGUCUUCCAACAGAAUCCCCCAUCCUUUAACCCCUCGUUAGCCACCAUCUCUGACCAGUAACUUCCUGUUUUCCUUUCCACAGUCCCAGCAGUCUCUGUUACAGCAGCAGCAACACUGUGGAUCCAUAAAUGGCACCCUUACAUGGUGCACUACUUUUGACCAAACUCCUAAAUGAUUCCAUUUGGGAUGCACACUCGAUUUCCCUUUCCACACUCCCUGCAGCCUCUCUCUCUCUCUCUCUCUCCUGAAGAGGUUUUUCAGGACUUAUGAAAAGGUCAUUUGUCCCCAGGCAAAAUACCUGUUUUUGUUGCCCCAAAUGGCACCCUAUUUCCUACCAAGUGCACCACUUUUGACCAUGGCCUCUGGUCAAAAGUAAUGCACUAUAUAGCGAGUAGGGUGUCAUUUUGGACAUACCUGUGCUGUACAUCUUACCAAGGCACUACUUCCCUUGUGCAAAAAUCCAGUGCAUCCCAGCUAUGUCCCAGGGGAUCCUCUGUUUUUGGCUUCCCUGGGUGAGUUUUUCCCUCCAAACCCAAACUGUUCUAUGCUGAAUGAAAAGGUUGCUUGUUAUUACUGGAGUGUUCAUGUCCAGUGCAAGUAAGUGUCCUGUUAAUUUUACUACUUCAAUUGGGGAUUGUUACAACAGCCAUAUAACAUUUAAAAAACUGGUGUAUGUCUCAAAUUGCACCCUAUUCCCUGUAUAGUGCACUACUUUUGACCAGGACCUUGGGCUCGGGUUAAGUGGUGCACUAUGGGAUAGGGUGCCAUUUGGGCUGGCAUUUAUUCCUUGAAUUUUGCUUGAGUGAGUGACCCGUGUUUGCUUUUGAGGUUAUGUAACUUCAGUCUGCACUAGUGAUGGAUGGGUUAUUAGCAAUUGCAGGUGAACAAACAGCUAACCCGCGCACAACUAGUCUGCAGUCACAUAUCGAGUAUGUGCUCAUUACCAAAUUCCACAGCUAAAUUCCUGCAGUCCUUAUCAAAUUGUCCUAAGCAGGCACUCAUGUCUAAAAUUAGUUAAGACAUGUUGCAAUAUAUCUUGUCAAGUCCAAAGAAUUGCAAUAUAACAAAUACCGUGGAUGUGUAGAACUUUUAGAGCUAAUUACUUUCCAUUAGGCAUUUGAUAAGAAUGUUGAAAACUCUGAACUUUAAAUGAGGAGUGCAGAAGGAAAAGGCAAGUAGUACAUGACAAAACAAUUCAAGUGAACCAGAGAAAAUAUUUAUAGAAAAUUAAUGACAAGUACUUAAAAUCUGAGGGAACAGUAGAAAAGAUGUCAGCUUCUGUUUCGAGUAAGAGCGUAAAAACAAAGAAUAGAGUCCUACAGUUACAGUAUGCUCAACACAUACAGUAUGGACACAAUGUAGUCUAGGGGUAGACUGCACAAAGCAGCAGUCUUGCACUGUUGCUGACUAAACCUGCUCCUCGACAUCUACUCACCUGUAUUCGUGCUCCACCAACAAGUAUAGUUUGACAGUAUUUAUUUGCCACAUACAGGGAAAAGUUAUACUUAUGUCAUCUUGUGCAAUAACCUCAAUAGUAUAGGUUUACCUUUUGAUGUAGAACAUUACGGAAGAACGAAAAUGAUGAAGCCCACAAACUGCUAUUCUAGACUGAAC
Molecule: messenger RNA, 3203 nt
Organism: Oncorhynchus kisutch (coho salmon)
Lineage: Eukaryota; Metazoa; Chordata; Actinopteri; Salmoniformes; Salmonidae
Gene: eva1bb
Product: eva-1 homolog Bb (C. elegans)
Exons: 4
Coding region: 589-1161 (190 amino acids)
Source: RefSeq, a predicted model, not a curated record